UCAGCCGCUGGAUCGUGGCCAGCUGCGAACGAUCAAGCCAGCCCGAGCCACCCCCCCCCCAACGAGAUGGGCCGCCCAAAGAUCCAACGCAAGGUCGAGGUCAAGACCCAGCCCACGACGCUCUCGGAGAGAUUCAGUAUCCUGGGGCAGGGCCGACAGGGCAAGGCUGCCGCGCCUCCACAGCCGAAAGGACGGUCGGUCGCCUCUGCGGCUGCACCUGCCACGGCGAUAAAGAGCCGUCUUGGUCCUGCGCCGGUCCUCUCCCGACUCGGCUCCAUGAAAGGGGCCACGGUUGGAGAUGAUAUCAACAAGCGCCUGGGCACGGUUCGCCGUGACGGCGCCAUCACCAAGAAAACUCAGAGCCCUGCCAAGAAGACCCAGUCCAAGGCGGCAUCGGGUACCGCAAAGCCCGGCAAGGCCUCCAAGUUGGCGAAAUCUAGAAAGCCAGCCGCUGCAGCUACGCAGCGGGGCCUCAAGAACCAGAAGCGAGGCAAGGGCAGCGCUCGCCCUGGCACCAAGGAUACCGCCAAGACCUCGGAUGCGCUGGACAAGCAGCUGGACAGCUACAUGAUGAGGAACACCGAUUACGCACAAAAGAAGCUGGACAAUGACUUGGAUUCGUAUAUGGCAGCCAAGGAGCCCUCAGGCGAUAUGAAUGUGGAGUAA
Molecule: messenger RNA, 666 nt
Organism: Polychytrium aggregatum
Lineage: Eukaryota; Fungi; Chytridiomycota; Chytridiomycetes; Polychytriales
Exons: 2
Coding region: 67-666 (199 amino acids)
Source: RefSeq, a predicted model, not a curated record